Molecule: messenger RNA, 1571 nt
Organism: Lineus longissimus
Lineage: Eukaryota; Metazoa; Nemertea; Pilidiophora; Heteronemertea; Lineidae
Product: lipopolysaccharide cholinephosphotransferase LicD-like
Exons: 1
Coding region: 372-1349 (325 amino acids)
Source: RefSeq, a predicted model, not a curated record
GAUAUAUCCAUGACGACAUUCAUAGUGCACCCUCAUAGAUCGUACACACCAUGCCGGUCUGUAUCACGCAAGUCCCGUUAUAAAGGUCAAGGUCAUCGACGAAAUAUGAUGGCCUGCAGCCUCCGUUGGACUCCUGUCGGCGUACCCUGGCCUGGUUGCAGCCUCAUCAAUAGAUUCUAUUUCAGUAUUUGUGGAUAUUUAUACCUCAUUUCUCCGCGUCUCCCCAUUCAAUCGACGUAAACACCUGGGAAUGCUUGAGUUAUUGAACGCCUUGGUCUGGACAAGUGAAAUUGAAGCGUGAUUCUGUAUGUAGGCCUACUGUACAUGUAUUGGGGAGUGUGACUAUUUGACUAGCCAUCGCGCUGUGAAUUAUGGCUAUAAUAAAGCAAGUAAAUCAACAAAAUUUGGACGAGGAAGACGCAGAGAUGCUGAUCUCGUCACCAAGGAAACGGGGAGAUUCUCCCCUAUUCAGCUGGAAUAAUGUGUCUCUGAGGGCUGCGAAAACAUGGCGGAGUAACAGGAAGUUUCGAUUCGGUAUUGCUUUGGCAUUAGUAAUCGUAGCUAUCAUGAACUGUGUGUCCAUGUACAAGUAUUAUUUCGAUAUUGAAGAGACCCAAUAUGUCUGGAAAGCAGAUGCGGACCUUAGGACAUAUUUCAGACCAAUUCUAACCGAAUCUGACACUUCAGAUAUGAUAGGUAUUCUUGAUGUCUUUGUUAAUACUUUGGAGCGAUUUAAUAUUUCUUACCUCAUGUAUUCUGGGACCCUUAUAGGGUCGUGGAGACAUAUGGGUUGCAUUCCCUGGGACGAUGACUUAGACGUUAUGGUUAACUAUACAGACCGUGAGAGGGUCAAGGUGGCGUUGGAUACAUUACAACCAAAAUAUAAACUAUAUACAGGGUUCAUAUGGAAGUUGUAUUUAGAUGAUGGCUCCAGGCCUUACAGGGCGUGGUGGGAGAGAUUAGGACGAUGGAGGUGGCCUUUUGUGGAUAUAUUUUUCUACACUGAAAACGCCACUCAUAUUUGGGAUACGAAAGAAUGGUUAAAGGAUUUUGACAUUUAUAAAAAGGUGGAUGUGUUCCCUCUUAGGAAAAGACCGUAUGAAAAUCUCUGGCUCUAUGCACCUAAAGAUACACAGGCUGUCUUGGAUGUUAAUUUCAACACGUCAGAUUGUGUGACAAAUGACAUGAGUCAUAAGACACAAAUGGCUUUCUCAAGGACUAAACGGAUUCCGUGCCUUCAGCUGAACAUGCAGUAUCCAUUCGUAAGGAGGGAACACCACAAGAACGCUACAACUAAAGAGGUUCUGGCGUUUGGCAAUGGGACUGUUGUUCGAACUGUUUACUUAUGAUGGAUAAGCAUCAAGACGAACAAUCUACUCUUCCAAGUUUACAUUUGCUAAUUCAUAAACAGAAGGAACCGUAAAAGGAUUCUAUGACAUGAGACCAAAAUAAGGCUUAAACAAACCUUGCCCAACUGUGAAAGAGAAUUUUCAUCUAAUUUUCAAUGCUGACGUAAUUGAGAUUAUCAAAAGAGUUUUUACAACAAUCAAAAAUAAAUCUAAUUCAUACUU